AUGCAAUACACAACCAUCCUCGCCCUCAUCACCGCCAUCGCGGCCCCAGCCCUCGCAGCUCCCGCCGGCGCCCCAGCAAUCACAACCUGGACGCUCCGCGACUUCACCCGCGCCUGCAACGGCGCCUGCACCUACGACUACACCAUCAUCACCGGCCAAGACGCCACUCCCUGCUCGUACACCGCCGCUGGCCCACAAGCCUCCUACAAUAACGUGCACUGCGGUGCUUUCACUAUCUCAUCCAACUGGAGUGGACAGUUCGGCCCCGGUCAAGGCUUCCAGACGCUGGCGGUCGUGAGGGAUGGACAGAUUGUGUACCCGGGCUAUAGUGAUGCUGAGUUGGUGAAUGGACAGGCUGUUGUGCCGGAUAAGGCGUUUCAGCCACAGGCUGUUGGGCAGUUCUAG
Fulvia fulva is the source of this 405-nucleotide messenger RNA. RefSeq lists its product as uncharacterized. The record is from RefSeq and is a predicted model, not a curated record. Lineage: Eukaryota; Fungi; Ascomycota; Dothideomycetes; Mycosphaerellales; Mycosphaerellaceae. Bases 1 to 405 code for a protein of 134 amino acids. The transcript has a single exon.